This is a messenger RNA of Ostrinia furnacalis (Asian corn borer), 825 nucleotides long. RefSeq lists its product as uncharacterized. The coding region runs from base 170 to 772 and encodes 200 amino acids. The record is from RefSeq and is a predicted model, not a curated record. NCBI's taxonomy places the organism in Eukaryota, Metazoa, Arthropoda, Insecta, Lepidoptera, Crambidae. The transcript has 8 exons.
AGCUGUCUAGUUGGAAGCUCUUGUACGAAAUCAUUUAUUGAAGUUUUCUUUGGUUAAUUUUAUAUUUAUUGUGACUUUAAUGUUCUGAAUUGGUUUCUCAGUUCUAAUUUUACAAAGGCGUAAUGUUUAUGUCGAUAUUAAAAGAAUUAGUUCGGAGAGAAGACUGAGAAUGGCUAAUCAGACUGCGAAUUACUGUUUGAUUACGUUAUUGUUCGUUUUGUUUAGUGCGAUCGCGUAUGCAGUUCCUCAUGAUGAAAACAACAAAACUGCAGCAUUUAAAUGUGACGAGAAUGGUGACUGUCCAUCCAGUUCUACGGAUUGUCAUGAAAUAUGUGGCUGCGACAGGUCUGGGUUCAUGGCGAUACAAUACAACGAAACUACAAAGACGUGUGUUGUAAGUUUCAGACAUCUGAUGAUCGCUGAAAUAAAAAUAUAUGACAGCCAAGAUAAAGAUUCGGAGGAUGGAGGAACCAUUGCCGGAGGAGGUACCAUGUCAAAUAAAAUACGACUCGAAUCCGAGAAAAUUUUCAACUCGAUCAUGAUAUCGGUGAUAUUAUUUAUUACUUGCUGUGCUGUUUGCGUUGUAGCAGCGUGUUGCUACUGUUGCAGAAUUAGUUACAGUGAUUAUGCGCUGAAAAAGGACGUAAAGGCGUUGGCGAAUAAAUUAAAUAGAGAUGGAAAAUUACGUAAGAUUUCAAGAAAGCAACCGCAGACGCAAGCUAAUCAAAGCUGCAAUAUUGUAUGUGAAGAUGCUGGUGUGUUUGUGGUCUAAUGUUUUUUUCUUCAAAUUAAAGUUAUAACAUAAAUGAUUCUAAUAAAUACCCC